AUGCCGCAACGAGAAUUCGUCCCCAAAAAGUAUGAGUUGUCGAAAGAUGGCAACAACUCUAUACUCGCUCUUCGAUCAGUCGGCGGAAAACAGAGCUUCGAUUUCACCUUUGAAGCUGUUCGGCCCAACCUGUUUCGAGUGAGAUUCACCUCCGACGCUCAUCCGCUGCCUCCAUAUCCUAGUGUCCCUGAGCCUACGAAAGAUGAUUCUAUAUCUUCCUCAUUUACCACCACCGAUGCCUCCGCGACUACUGAAGUCGGUGGGGUGACGGCCACAGUUGAAUGGAAGUCUACACCCGUUGUGUCUCUGUCGUUCUCCGGAUCCAAACAACCUCUCCAUCGUGACUUGCCAGGUCGCUCUUAUGUCUCCGACUCCAGCGGCGUGUCUCACUACAGUGUCCUCGACCGAGAAGCUCUCCACGUCGGUCUAGGAGAGAAACCAGCUCCUAUGGACCUGACGAAUCGAAACUUCAUCUUGUCCGCAUCGGACACUUUUGGUUAUGAUGUCUACCGCACAGAUCCUUUGUACAAGCAUAUUCCGUUGCUAAUCAAAGCGACCAGUGAGGGAGUCGUUGCGAUUUUCUCGUCUUCAUACUCGAGAGGGACAUGGAGCGUUGGCUCCGAACUAGAUGGUCUGUACGGUGCGUACAAGGUAUAUCGCCAGGACUAUGGCGGUUUGGAGGAGUACUUUAUCGUGGGCAAGACAUUGAAAGAUGUUGUUCGCACAUAUGCAGAACUCGCUGGGUUUCCCCUGUUACCUCCUAGAUGGGCAUACGGAUACAUCUCUGGUGGAUACAAAUACACCAUGUUAAACAACCAAGCCUUGCUAGACUUUGCCGCUAAGCUCAAGCACCACGAUAUCCCCUGCUCGGCUCAUCAGAUGAGUUCCGGAUAUUCGUUUAGUGAUAGUGAGCCCAGUCUUCGCACUGUAUUUACCUGGCACCCAAAACGAUUCCCAGACCCGAAAAAGUGGACUUCUCAAAUGCAUGCUGCUGGAUUGAGAUUGUUGUCUAAUAUCAAACCUUUUGUCCUCUCGUCGCAUCCAGACUUUCCGAAGCUGAAAGAUGCCAAUGCUCUCUUUACGGAUCCAGAUACAAAGCUACCGGGUUAUAUGGAUGUAUGGAGUGCUGGGGGAGGUGAAGGUGCCGAAGGCUGUCAUAUCGACUUCUCUUCGCACGAUGGAUUCAAGUGGUGGUUUGAAGGGGUGCAGAAACUGGCCAACGCCGGUAUCGAUGGUAUAUGGAACGAUAACAACGAAUACACUCUCCCCAAUGACGACUGGACAUUGAAGUUGGAUAAUAAAGAUGUCAAGAUCGGGAAUCGUGCGGAUGCUCCUAACUCUGUUGGUCUCUGGGGACGAAAUAUGCAUACUGAGCUUAUGGGGAAAGCCUCUCAUGAUGCUCUUGUCAAUCUGAGACCGAACAUGAGACCAUUUGUCUUGACCCGAAGUGCGACUGCUGGAACGUUGAGGUAUGCAGCCAGCUCUUGGAGUGGUGAUGACGUUACCAGCUGGGAGAACUUGAAGGGAGCCAAUGCCUUGUCGCUGAACGCUGGUUUCUCCCUCUUGCACUGCUAUGGACACGACAUUGGUGGGUUUGAGGGCCCCCAACCGUCCCCGGAACUUCUCCUCCGCUGGGUCCAGAUUGGCAUUUAUUCCCCUCGCUUCGCUAUCAACUGCUUCAAAACCUCGCCCGCUGAUAACCUCCUCGGCGACGUAAUCGAGCCUUGGAUGUACCCUGAAAUUACCCCCUUGAUCCGUGAUACCAUCAAACGCCGCUACGAGAUUCUGCCAUACAUCUACUCCCUUGCCCUAGAGAGCCAUCUAUACGCCUCCCCACCCCAACGCUGGAUCGGAUGGGGCUAUGAAUCGGACCCUGAGGUCUGGGCAUCUAAAAAGCUCAAGGAGGGCGAGGAGCAAUUCUGGUUCGGAGAUAGUCUGCUUGUCGGCGGUGUCUAUGAGCCGGGCGUGACCAGUGCAAAGGUCUACUUACCACGAAAAUCUGAUGGUCUAUUCGACUAUGGAUACGUGAACUUGAACGCUCCAUAUGAGUAUUUGGCAUCAGGUCAAUGGACCACUAUCGCAUCAGAAUGGCAAAACAGCAUCCCGCUCCUCGCACGCAUCGGCGGCGCUGUACCGGUCGGCAAGAGUGUAGUAACUCGCACACCAGGCGAAGAAAAUUCCGACGAUGCAGCAGGCGGUAUUAGCGAACUUGAUGACUACCGCGGCAUUGAGAUCUUCCCGCCUCAGGCAAGUUCGCACGGGCAUGUUUUCUCGACUACGUGGUUGGAAGACGAUGGUUACACCCAGAAUGCGGGUGUGUCGUCGUUCACGAUCAAGUAUAGCUCUACAACGGAGAAGGUGACUGUUACAUUUGAGCGCGGAGAUGGGAACAAGUAUGUCCCUGCUUGGAAGAGUUUGGAUGUUGUGUUGCCGGUAGGGGGUGAGAGGCAUGUUGUUUCGUCUAAGUCGGGGCAGCCGUUGGAGUACGUUGGAGUUGAUGCUAGGGGAAGGAGGGUUUAUCGGUUGAGUGAUAUCUAG
Talaromyces amestolkiae is the source of this 2538-nucleotide messenger RNA. RefSeq lists its product as uncharacterized. NCBI's taxonomy places the organism in Eukaryota, Fungi, Ascomycota, Eurotiomycetes, Eurotiales, Trichocomaceae. The transcript has 2 exons. The record is from RefSeq and is a predicted model, not a curated record. Gene Ontology annotation, biological process: carbohydrate metabolic process. Bases 1 to 2538 code for a protein of 845 amino acids. Gene Ontology annotation, molecular function: hydrolase activity, hydrolyzing O-glycosyl compounds; carbohydrate binding.